AUGAAGCUCAACCUCUCCCUCACUUUCGUCACCGCUCUUGCCACCGCGUUUGCUGGUGUCGAGGCAGGUGUUCACAAAGCCAAGCUUCAAAAGGUCACGCCUUCGCGCGAGCUUACCCUUGAGGGUCUUGCUGCUCAGGCCGAGAUCCUCCAGCUCAAGUACGGCGGCGGCUCGUCCAAGAAACAGGUUCCCUUUUCUUCCAACCCUGAACAUGACUUCAGCAUCCAGCCCAUUGCCGACUCCAGCCAGGCUGCCGCCUGGUACGCUGAAGCCAAGAAGGGUCACGGCGUCCCCUUGACCGACUUCCUCAACGCCCAGUACUUUUGCGACAUUUCGCUCGGUACACCUGCUCAGGAUUUCAAGGUCAUCCUCGACACUGGCUCUUCUAAUCUCUGGGUUCCUUCCACCAAGUGCUCGUCCAUCGCCUGCUUCCUACACAAGAAGUAUGACAGCUCCGCCUCGUCUUCGUACAAGAAGAACGGCACCGAGUUCAAGAUUCAGUACGGCUCCGGCUCCAUGGAAGGCAUCGUCUCGAACGAUGUACUCAAGAUUGGCGACUUAACCAUCAAGGGGCAAGACUUUGCCGAGGCAACGAGCGAGCCUGGCCUUGCGUUUGCUUUCGGCAAGUUUGAUGGCAUCCUGGGCCUCGCCUACGACACCAUCUCGGUCAACGGUAUCGUGCCUCCCAUGUACCAGAUGAUCAACCAGGGCCUGCUGGAUGCACCCCAGGUCUCGUUUUACCUCGGCAGCUCCGAAGAGGAUGGCGGCGAGGCUGUGUUUGGUGGUAUCGACGAUAGCCACUACACUGGCAAGAUCCACUGGAGCCCCGUCAAGCGUAAGGGCUACUGGGAGGUUGCGCUCGACAAGCUUGCUCUCGGUGACGAGGAGCUCGAGCUUGACAACGGUUCCGCCGCCAUCGACACUGGCACAUCGCUCAUUGCCAUGGCCACCGACACAGCCGAGAUCCUCAACGCCGAGAUCGGUGCCACCAAAUCGUGGAACGGCCAGUACUCGGUCGAUUGUGAGAAGGUCAAGGACUUGCCACCCCUCACCUUCUACAUCGACGGCCAGCCGUUCAAGCUUGAGGGCAAGGACUACGUUCUUGAGGUGCAGGGCUCGUGCAUCUCGUCGUUCUCUGGUAUCAACCUCCCCGGUCCGCUCGCCGACAUGCUCAUCGUCGGUGACGUGUUCUUGAGGAAGUACUACUCGGUGUACGACUUGGGCAAGAAUGCUGUUGGUCUCGCGACUGCCAAGUGA
Messenger RNA from Mycosarcoma maydis (corn smut), 1257 nucleotides. RefSeq names its product putative aspartyl protease. Gene Ontology annotation, molecular function: aspartic-type endopeptidase activity. Bases 1 to 1257 code for a protein of 418 amino acids. NCBI's taxonomy places the organism in Eukaryota, Fungi, Basidiomycota, Ustilaginomycetes, Ustilaginales. Gene Ontology annotation, biological process: proteolysis. Gene Ontology annotation, cellular component: fungal-type vacuole. The transcript has a single exon. The record is from RefSeq and is a predicted model, not a curated record.